AUGGGCGUCUUCACCAAGCGCGACGGACAAGCACUCGAGGCCCUAUCGGACGACAUCGACGCCGUCAACGUGCUCAAACAGCAAGAAAAAACCCUAUACGACGCCUCCGAGUUCGACAAGAACAAAGACAAAACCCAAUUCCGGCAGUACGAGACAGCCUGCGACCGCGUCAAGAACUUCUACGCAGAGCAACACACCAAGCAAACGGUUGCCUACAACCUGCGCGCGCGCAACCUGUUCCGCAGCAAGACGCGCGCGCGCAUGACGGUCUGGCAAGCCAUGGAGAAACUCAACACGCUCAUCGACGAGAGCGACCCGGACACCUCGCUCAGCCAGAUCGAGCACCUGCUCCAAUCCGCCGAAGCGAUCCGGCGUGACGGAAAGCCGCGGUGGAUGCAGCUCACCGGCCUGAUUCAUGAUCUCGGCAAACUACUCUACUUUUUCGACGCGCAGGGCCAGUGGGAUGUUGUCGGGGACACCUUCCCCGUCGGCCUGGCGUUUGACGAGCGCAUCAUCUACGGACGCGAGAGUUUCAGGGACAACCCUGAUUUCGGGCAUGAGGUGUUUGAUACCGAGUUCGGCAUCUACGAGCCGGGUAUUGGCCUUGAUAAUGUCAUGCUGAGCUGGGGCCAUGAUGAGUAUCUUUACCACGUCGUCAAGGACCAGUCCACCCUGCCGGAUGAGGCCCUGGCGAUGAUCCGCUACCACUCGUUUUACCCCUGGCACAAUGCCGGCGCGUACCAUGAGCUCAUGAACGAGAAGGACCACGAGAUGCUCAAGGCGGUCAAGGCGUUUAAUCCAUAUGAUUUGUACAGCAAGAGCGAUGAGCUGCCAAAGAUUGAUGAGUUGAGGCCGUAUUACGAGGAGUUGAUUAAUGAGUUUUUUCCAGUGCCAGAGCUCAACUGGUGA
Messenger RNA from Talaromyces proteolyticus, 909 nucleotides. Its product is annotated as putative inositol oxygenase. Gene Ontology annotation, cellular component: cytoplasm. Gene Ontology annotation, biological process: inositol catabolic process. Gene Ontology annotation, molecular function: iron ion binding; inositol oxygenase activity. Bases 1 to 909 code for a protein of 302 amino acids. The record is from RefSeq and is a predicted model, not a curated record. The transcript has a single exon. Lineage: Eukaryota; Fungi; Ascomycota; Eurotiomycetes; Eurotiales; Trichocomaceae.